Tachyglossus aculeatus (Australian echidna) is the source of this 2125-nucleotide messenger RNA. It is a transcript of the gene NPTXR, whose product is annotated as neuronal pentraxin receptor. Bases 1 to 1899 code for a protein of 632 amino acids. The transcript has 6 exons. The record is from RefSeq and is a predicted model, not a curated record. Lineage: Eukaryota; Metazoa; Chordata; Mammalia; Monotremata; Tachyglossidae.
AUGGAAGAGGAGUUUUGGGGGCCUGAGGAGAGGAGACCUCAGACCUCUGGGGUGCACCUUCUACAGCAGCGACUUAUUUGGAGGCUACACAAGGGACAAGGAGACAGGAGCAGGAGAAGUAGCGGGAGGAGGAGGAGCAGGAGCAGGAGCAGGAGCCGCGUCCGUCCGGAGCAGCGGUUUGAUUUGUUGGGCGGCGCCCCCCGCUCCCUGGUCGGUGGUCGGUGGCCGGCGGUGGGUCCCGGGCGUCGGCGUCGGCGGCCCCCCCCCGGCCGCCCCUCGGCGCGGUCCACGCUGAAGUUCCUGGCGGUGCUCCUGGCCGCGGGGAUGCUGGCCUUCCUGGGUGCGGUCAUCUGCAUCAUCGCCAGCGUGCACCCCGCGGCCAGCCCGGGGGCCCCCCCACGACCGCCCCCCGGGACCGCCGGGGCCUCCGGGACCGCCGGGGCCUCCGGGCCCUCCGGGCCCCACGGCGCCCAGAACCGCUCCGGGACCCGCCACCGCGACCCCAACGCCCCGCCGGGCCCGACGCCCAGCCUGGGGGCCCUGCACGGGCCCGGGACCCCCAACCGGGACCAGGAGCAGGAGGAGGGGGAGCCCGGGGAGAAGGAGGAAGGGGGGACCCCCCCGCCCCUCUUCAGCCGCUUCCUCUGCACCCCGCUGGCCGCCGCCUGCCCCGGGGACAGCCCCACGGCCCCAGCGCCUCGGAGGCAGCGCGAGCUGCGGGCCCUGCAGGAGCUGCAGCAGCUGCAGGCGGUGCAGGAGUCGGUGCAGGAGUCGGUGCAGUCGGUGCAGGAGCUGCAGAGCGCGGCGGAGCAGCUGCGGCUGACGGCCCUGCAGCAGCGGGCGCGGAUCCGCGCCGACCAGGAGACCAUCCGCCAGCUGAGCGCCCAGCUGGGCCGCUGCCACAGCGGCCUGCUCCUCGACCGGGCCCUGCAGGACGCCGCCCCCGACUCCCCGCCCCCGGUCCACCUGCGAGCCCUCCAGGACGCCCUCACCCACCUCCAGGACCGCAUCCACAAGCUCGAGCAGGAACUCCCGCCCCACGGGAACUCCUCGUCCUCCGCGCCGCCUCACCAGCCCCGGGAUGCCCUCCACUCCAAGAUGGAGGAGUUGGAGGGCCAGCUCCUGGCCAAGAUCGAGGCCCUGGAGAAGGAACGCUCCUCCCUGAGCAGCAACAACCAUCAGCAACGCCAGGAGGUGGAGAAGGAGCUGAACGCCCUGCAGAACCGGGUGGCCGAGCUGGAGCACGAGGGCCCAGCCUUCAGCCCCCCGGAUGCCUUCAAGGUCAGUAUCCCCAUGCGGAACAACUACAUGUAUGCCCGUGUGCGCAAGACGCUUCCCGAACUCUACUCCUUCACCAUCUGCGUGUGGCUCCGUUCCAAGUCCGGCGGGUCGGGUCUGGGCACCCCCUUCUCUUACUCGGUGCCCGGGCAGGCCAAUGAGAUCGUGCUGCUGGAAUGGGGGAACAACCCCAUGGAACUGCUCAUCAACGAUAAGGUGGCGCAGCUGCCCCUGAACAUGAAGGAAGGAAUUUGGCAUCAUAUCUGCGUGGCCUGGACCACGCGGGACGGCCUGUGGUCAGCGUACCAGGACGGCGAGCUGCGCGGCUCAGGCGAGAACCUGGCCGCUUGGCAUCCCAUCAAGCCCCACGGGAUCAUGGUCCUGGGCCAGGAGCAGGACACCUUUGGCGGCCGGUUUGACGCCACCCAGGCUUUCGUGGGGGAGCUAUCCCAGUUCAACCUGUGGGACCACAUCCUGACCCCUGGCCAGGUCCUGGGCAUCGCCAACUGCACAGCUCCCCUCCUGGGCAACAUCGUCGCCUGGGACGACAAGGUGGUGGAGGCCAUUGGUGGGGCGACCAGGACGGCCUUUGACGCCUGCAGCAGGAGAGUCGAAGCCUGAGGGGAGCCGCCCUCCCCUCCUCCCACUUUCAGGGGGAUCCCUCAUCCACCUGGGGGAGUGGGAUGGAGGCGCCUUCCCCUCCCCUGAUCCCAUCUCCUUCCCAUCUCCCUCCAGGUGCCUGGGGUCACCCUCUCUCCCCCAACCUCCUUUUCCAAGCGUCUCAUGUCCUGUUUGUGGAGUGUGGGGAAGACCCCCGAACCUUAAAUCGGGCCCAAGGGCAGGGAGU